Molecule: messenger RNA, 306 nt
Organism: Mesorhabditis belari
Lineage: Eukaryota; Metazoa; Nematoda; Chromadorea; Rhabditida; Rhabditidae
Source: the annotation of a GenBank genome assembly
AUGAGAACUUUGCUCUUGUUGGCGGCUUUCUUCACGAUUUCUCUCUCGAUCGCCCUUCCACCAAAUAUGCAAGCCGGUGGCGGACUCUUCUGUACGGUUUGCACAGAACUCGUUAAGGAUGCCGAAACAUCGGGAGAGCAAGAUGUGAAAGCCUAUCUGACAAAAGAGAUCAAAGCUUUCUGUGACACGACUGGCUUCCUCUCGACAACUUGUCAGGCUGCUUUCAAUAGUGUGGUCGACCAAUUGUGCACCUACAUCAACCAAAAGUUGCCACCAGAUGUGUGCUGUCAGAAAGUCGGAUUGUGC